Culicoides brevitarsis is the source of this 2667-nucleotide messenger RNA. RefSeq lists its product as uncharacterized. Gene Ontology annotation, molecular function: chitin binding. The record is from RefSeq and is a predicted model, not a curated record. The transcript is spliced from 7 exons. Lineage: Eukaryota; Metazoa; Arthropoda; Insecta; Diptera; Ceratopogonidae. Bases 1 to 2667 code for a protein of 888 amino acids. Gene Ontology annotation, cellular component: extracellular region.
AUGAGGAUGGCAUUCAUUCUCUUUGCGAACGGCAUCACGGUGUCUCCCGAAGGCGAUUUGCGGAAUGGAACGCAACGAAUGACUAAAAGGAUGGACGAAAGUGCAGAAAUUCUUGUAGAUGGCUCAUCGAACGGACGAAAUCAAAGCGAAAGACACCGAAGAUUGAUUCCGUACAUGACAUUUUACUUGCCAGCAGCAAACAACGACCUUAAGUUACCAAUUAAUCAGGCUUAUAACUUUAUGCCGGCUGCACCUCCCUCAGGACCCGUUGCCAUGUAUCCAAUUACUCAGCCGGCGCAAGUUCAACAACAACCCCAAGCAAUACAAAAAUUGCGAGGAUUAAUUGCGGUGCCGGUUUCGCCGCCGAUGUCCAUGCAUCAUGCAUUGCAAUUGCAACAGAAGCCGAUCGUUUAUUUGGCGACAGGGAAGUAUCCGAUGCCGACAAGAGCUCCGCAAGUGCCGAUUGUGCAACCAGCGCACGUCAUGGAGCAUCAGGCGCAGGGAUUGAGUAACAUUAAGUUCCCAUCGUAUUUGCAACAACAACAACCCCAAUCGGGAGUUAUUACUCAAAAUUAUUAUCAAGCACAAUCCCACAACAAACCUUUACCGCUACCACAGACAAUCAAACAGCAACAUCAUAAUCAUCAUCAUCAUCCGCAGCAGCAACAGCAACAAACGCAGCAACAGACACAAAAAGUUAAUUUCACUCCAUUUUUACCGUCAAAUAAACUGCCGGGACACUUUGUGCCAAUAACUCACAACAACGCGCCAUACAAAAAUGUCGAGCACAAUAAUUUGGUUUAUGGCAACAAUCAAUUUAGCAGCAGCGGAGCGAGUUACGCCGAAAAUACGGCAAAUUAUCACGAUCAGAAAAUUUCCGCGGGAAAACCUUCGAUUGCUGCGGCGGUUUUUGUAACUUCAACUCAUAGACCUCUUGUGAGUCCCGAUAGUUACCAAAAAUAUCACGGAGGCGUCUCAAAAGGCAUGUAUCAGACCCCAGCGAGCGUUUUUUAUACAACUCCUGCCCCAAAUAUCCUCGCUCAAGACAUCGCCGUGUACAAUAACGUCAAAUUCAAUGGAAAUAAAUUCACGAAAUACAUUCCAAAGGACGAAAAAAAUUAUUAUAAAUUCCCGUCGAGUCCUUCGAGCUUCAAAACAAACAAUUUUGUGACGCCAACGACACCUGCUCCGGUUCUCGUAACGACUUUAAGUGCUGUAAAUCACAAAUAUCGCCCACUUUUCACGUAUCCGCACAAGGAAGAUGAUCAACGUUCGCCUGCCAUGCCUUCCGCAGUGCUCGGAAAACAGCCAUAUUAUGCGUCGCCAUCUCCGCCAACGUCAACAGCUGCUCCCAUGUUCGUUCCAAAGUUCAUUCAGACCUCGAGUGUUCGUCCCGUGGUAUCAUCGACGCAUUUUCCGAGCACUUAUCACCCCACAAAGACGUAUUAUGUGCCGUCGCAGCAAAAUUUCGUCAAAUAUGUGACGCCAAUGCGCGAUUAUCGUUACAAUUUCUCGACUCCGAUGAUUUCUUCGACGACUCCGAGACCUCCUUACAAAACCGUAACCAUCACUCCGGGCACAAAUGACGAAAUUGACUCAAAUUCUCUCGCUACGUUGCUUCGAAAACUGCAAGAAACGAAUCAUUUACCCGAAACUCUCACUCCCGACAACAUUGACAACUCGAUUCGAACUCUCGUGAAAAUUUUGGACAAUUUAAAACGCAGCAAAGAUCGUUACAAGGUCACGCCAUCGCCUCCUGUCGUCACUCCCGUUGCCGAUUACGACUACAAAUAUUACGACGAAGAAGUUUUAGACGUGGAAAAGCCCGUUGGCGCUGCUCCGGGACCCAAUUCCGGCAAACCAGGCGUCGAUUAUCCAAAUUAUUCGGAAAUUCCGGAGACGAGCUUCUCGUGCAAGGAACAACGGUACAAGGGAUUUUUCGGAGAUCCGGAAACGAAUUGUCAGGUGUGGCAUUAUUGCGAUUUGAAUGGCGGGAAAGCUUCGUUUUUGUGUCCUAAUGGAACGAUUUUCUCACAAGUUGCUUUGACGUGCGAUUGGUGGUUUAAUGUAAAAUGUGCGAACACGGCGCAGCAAUAUGUGUUGAACGAGAGAUUAUAUAAAUAUAUUUUGCCAUUCACACCGAAGUUCCCGGAGGAUUAUUCGGGUCCAUUGGUUGAUAAAUACCUCGCUCUCAAAUUCGAGGAAAUGGAGGAAAAACUCCGCCGUCAAAAGCAAAAAGGUCUCCACAAGCAGCACGAAAACGAAGACGACGAAAAUUCCGUCGACGAAAACUCAAGCAAAGACAGCGACGAAGACGACAGCACCGAAAAACCCUCGAUCACUGUCACGGAAGCCGAAGCGGAGGAAAUUCUCGGGACAAAAUCCACGCCGCCCGCCACAGCUUCGUUAAUUGCUGCCAUGGCGAGCUCAACAACGACCCAAAUGCCGCCUUAUCGCUACAUCACACGCCAAAAAGUGCCAUCGUCUGUCGUGAUUUUGCAACCAGCAGCAUCAACAUCGACAUCGACAACCACGUCGUCGCCGCAUCCAAAGACCAUCGUGGAAAGCGAGCGACUGCACGUGAUCGAAAUAAAAACGGACGGCAGUACCGGGCAUUUGGUGCGAGGCGCACACCAACCAGAAGGCGGAGACUAUGCAAGUGAAUAA